AUGUUUUGUGCAAAAAACAACGCAGUGCUUUCCUUAUGGAGAAGAACCUUCUUAUUGAAUAGGUUGAAAAAAGAUGAGCAGGUGUGUUUCAAAUGCACAUGUAUCAGGAAUGGUAUAUGCAUAGGGAGAGAAAACAACCCAGACCAAAUUACACACAGGGGGGUAAGAAAACGACACAUCAGUUCGAAGAUUAACAGUGGGUUAGAUGAACCGGUGGGGAAUGCAUCCAUCCACACUAGGGGAGUAGGAAGCAGCGAAGGGGAUAAGAACGCCCGUAGUAAAGGUGGUCUUCUCGGUAGCUGUGCAAUCCGCCCCAAUGUAAAUGAAAACCAGCACACGAUGGAUGAUGCAUGUUCGAGGAGUUACUCAAGAAUGAAUCGGGAGAAGGACGAAAGAAGCGCUCAGAGUGAAAACCCCAAAGAAGUUCUAACAAAAGAGAGGGAUGCCAUUUCUGAUGAAAUUAAAAACACCGAAUUGAUAAAAUGUACAAAGCAUAUAAGGGGAAAAAAAAGUGUAUAUAAAUUUAAAGAAUUUUCCGUCUUCUCAUUUAACAUUUUGGCGGACAGCUUAGUGGACUACAAGUACGAGAACAACAGUGCCGAUGUGAUGAGAUGGAUGAACAGGAAAGAAUUCAUUUUCCAAAGUAUAAAGAAAAAAUUGUCAGACAUUAUAUGCCUACAAGAAAUAGAAGAGUCUUAUUUCACCGAACUGCAGGAAAAGCUGAAGCUAUUGAACUAUGAAGGAUUAUUUUUAAAAAAGAUAAAAGACACUUGCCAAGAUGGAAUAUGUAUUUUUUACAAUACUAACGUUUUUAAAUUAUUAUUUUUUGACAAAAUUGUUUAUGACAAAUCUGCUAUUUUGAAGAAAUGGCACGUAGGGUUAAUUGUCGCUUUAAAAAAUAAACUUUCGAAGAAGGUGGAAUGGUAUGAUGGAGGUGUAGGUAAUGGUGAUCGUGAUGGUAGUCACCAAAUGGCGGGGGACCACCAUGUGAGUGGCUCUACUGCCUCUGACCAAUCUGUGGACGAUAUUGUUAUCGUUUCCAACACGCACCUCAUUUUCGACUCCUGCAAGGGGGAUGUCAAGUUAUACCAACUGUGCUACAUGACGUACCGCUUAGUUGCCAUGGUGAACAAGUGCCUGGACUAUUUAAGGGCGCGCGGAAAGGGAAACAACACGGAAGACACAGGGGGAAGAAGAAGCAGAGAGGGCUCACCACAAGGGAGAGUCCACCCAACUGAUCCCGGCGACCUCCUCAACCCCGCCGUAAUUUUCUGUGGAGACCUGAACAUAACCCCCAACAGCAUUCUCUACUACUACAUAGUUAACAGGUACAUAAAUUUGAAAAAGAUAAACAUGAAAAAAAUUUCAGGGCAGUACCUCAUGUUCAAGAAGCAGUUCUAUGUGUGUAGCUACGAGAAAGGAAGUGAAAUUAAAAAAAUAUUUGACGAGAAUAUUCUCAGUGAUUUAAAAUACGAGCAUUACAACAGUAUUAUGGACAAUAUGAAAAGGGAGUCGUUAUUUUCUUUUUUUAAAAAUGAAAAAAUACUGGACGAGGAGUACUUAACGAGCCACUGUUUUCACCAAGAGAGUGAUGCAUAUUUGAGGAACUACAAUUCAUAUGAAUAUGUGAUGAGCAAGUUUAAGGAAGGCAAGAAUGACUGUCUUUCUUAUUGUGGGCACUCCGGGAGGAGGUGUAAUACACUUUCGGGUAGCGAAGUGGUGAGCAAUGAAGACAAAUGCGAUGAAAAGUUCGGGCUGGUGUCUAGGGAGAAGGAACAUCCACGCUUGAGUUUUAAUGAGAUGGACUAUGAGGACGGCGACAAAGAUGACGAGGAUCAGCGCCAUCCCCACAAGAAAGCAAAAACAGCAACUGAUCAGCAUGAAGACGAUUUCAUACUGUACUACCCCCUGUAUUUUGAAAGUAUAUACAAUAGUGUGGAAGAGCACCGGGUGGAAAAGCCCUGCCAAAAAUAUGAUCAUAUUGACAACCUGAAUGACGAGGAAAAUAAUUUACCGCUAAGUGGUGUUCCAUUCACCGUGUUUCAUGGGAAGCAAAAAGGGUGUGUCGAUUAUAUAUUUUACACGUAUAGGACUCUUAAGAAAAUAUCCUGUUCAACCUUCCCAUCAUUCGAGGAACUUGUAAAACAUGGUUGUCUGCCAAAUGAGAAAUACGCCUCGUCUGACCAUUUGUAUUUGCACGCUACUCUAAUUAGAAGGACAAAUGAUGAGGAUUAG
This is a messenger RNA of Plasmodium fragile, 2235 nucleotides long. RefSeq lists its product as uncharacterized. Gene Ontology annotation, molecular function: 3'-5'-RNA exonuclease activity. NCBI's taxonomy places the organism in Eukaryota, Apicomplexa, Aconoidasida, Haemosporida, Plasmodiidae. Bases 1 to 2235 code for a protein of 744 amino acids. The transcript is spliced from 3 exons. The record is from RefSeq and is a predicted model, not a curated record.